Messenger RNA from Closterium sp. Naga37s-1, 3051 nucleotides. The record is from the annotation of a GenBank genome assembly. NCBI's taxonomy places the organism in Eukaryota, Viridiplantae, Streptophyta, Zygnematophyceae, Desmidiales, Closteriaceae.
AUGGAGCCUGGGAGUGCUACACCUGGAGGAUCUCUCUCCUCACAGCAGCUGCGUGAGUGGUACUUACAGUACUGCAGCCUCAGGAGAGGUGCUUCUGGAGCUAGGAGUGCUGCUGGAGCUGGUGCUAGUGCUUCCCCUCCUAGGCGGGAGCUGCCCUCUCCCCAGCGGCUCCGAGAGUGGUACGCUCGGCGCUGCAGUCUCCGGAGUGGCGCGCCUAGUGUCGCGGACCCUAGUGCUGGAGGUGCUGCUGCUGCUGGCGGUGCUGCUGGCGCUACUGGAGGUGCUGCUGGUGCUGGAGCUGCUGGAGGUGCUGCUGCUGGCGGUGCUGCUGGCGCUGCUGGAGGUACUACUGGUGCUGGAGCUGCUGGAGCUGCUGGAGGUGCUGCUGCUACUGGUGGUGCUGCUGGAGCUGCUGGAGGUGCUACUACUACUGGAGGUGCUGCUGGUGCUGCUGACGCUGCUGGAGGUGCUGCUGGUGCUGGUGGUGCUGCUGGUGCUGCUGGAGCUGCUGGAGGUGCUGCUGGUGCUGGUGCUGCUGGAGCUGCUGGAGGUGCUGCUACUACUGGAGGUACUGCUGGUGCUGUUGGAGCUGCUGGAGGUGCUGCUGCUACUGGCGGUGCUGCUGGCGCUGCUGGAGGUGCUGCUGGUGCUGGUGCUGCUGGAGCUGCUGGAGCCGCUGGUCCUGGGGGUGCUCGUACUGGAGGUACUGGAGGUGUUGGGACUGGGCCUGCUGAGGGGGUUGUCGCUGGAGGUGCUGAGCGGCCUCGGCCGUACUACGUUCCGCUCCUUCAGCAGGUUCUUGGUCCCCCGCCCUCUACUGGUCCUUCUCCUCCCCAACUGAGUCCACCGUCUGUCCAGUCGCAGUUACAGUCUGCCUCUCCGCUGCCUGCCCCUUCUCCUUACACUGCGCCGACGGGUAGUCUUACGGAGCGUCGUGAGCCUGAGUCUCGUCCUCCGUCGCCUGAGUCUCGUCCAGCGCUGUCUGAGUCGCGUCCAGAGUCACCUGUCCGCGCUGUCCGCUCUGGUCGUCGUGCUCCGCGUGAGCGACCUCCUCCUGUCCCUGGCACUCACUAUAUGACUCUGCGUCCUUCCACUGCUCCACAGCGUGUCCCUCUGCCGUCUCCUCCUGCGUCCUCUCUUCCUGCUCUUGCUGACCCGGAGUCUGACUCUCUUCGUGCUGCCAGUCCUACUGUCCUUGCCACUGUUGUCACUGACCCUUCCUUUGAGUCCUAUGCUGCGUCUGCUCUAGUCGCUGAGCUUGUGGACUUUGCUGCCGCCUGUCGUCUAGACUACGCCGCUAGCCUUGUUGCUGAGUCUGAGUCAGUCUGUCCUCCGUCCGUCGGGGGUGAGUGUGCCCUUGGCACGGACGUCCUUGAGGACAGACAGGAGGAGUUUGAGUGCUUUGCCGCUGCUUUGCCUCAUCUCGUGUCCAUGCUAGUUGCCCCUGAGGGAGACCCGGAUGCACCAGACAUCCCGACCUCACGCUCCUACGCAGAGGCGAUGGAGGGUCUCUACUCCUCUCAGUGGCAGACAGCCAUGGACGCAGAGAUGGCUUCCUGGAAGUCCACAGGCACCUACGUCGACGAGGUUCCCCCACCUGGGGCGAACAUCGUCAGUGGCAUGUGGAUUUUCAGGGUGAAGCGGCCGCCGGGUUCUCCGCCUGUCUUCAAGGCGCGUUACGUUGCUCGAGGCUUCAGUCAGCGAGAGGGAGUUGACUUCUUCCAGACCUUCUCCCCGACCCCGAAGAUGACCACUCUUCGGGUUCUGCUGCACGUCGCUGCUCAGCGUGACUACGAGCUCCACUCUCUUGACUUCAGCACUGCGUUCCUACAGGGCAGCCUACACGAGGAGAUCUGGCUGCGCCGCCCACCUGGCUUCACUGGGUCGUUCCCUCCUGGUACCCAGUGGAGCCUCCGGCGGCCAGUCUACGGUCUCCGCCAGGCACCCCGUGAGUGGCACGACACACUGAGGACUACGCUUGCGGCUCUUGGGUUUGCUCCUUCUACUGCUGACCCGUCGCUGUUUCUACGCACCGACACCACUCUGCCGCCGUUCUACGUUCUCGUGUACGUCGACGACUUGGUCUUUGCUACUGCUGACACUGAGGCACUCGCCCACGUGAAGUCGGAGCUGCAGAAGAGACACACGUGCACAGACCUGGGUGAGCUGACAAGCUAUCUUGGCUUGCGGAUCACCCGGGACAGAGCACAGCGCACCAUCACCUUGACUCAGUCACACAUGGUGCAGCAGGUCCUUCAGCGCUUCCGCUUCACGUACUCCUCGCCUCAGCCCACUCCUCUGCCUACUGGUCACUCGCUCUCAGCUCUGCCUUCAGAUGAGUCCGUAGAGCCGAGUGGCCCGUAUCCAGAGCUUGUGGGCUGCCUCAUGUACCUGAUGACCUGCACUCGACCUGACCUUGCAUACCCUCUUAGCAUCCUAGCACGCUAUGUCGCUCCUGGCCGUCACCGGAAGGAGCACAUGGAUGCCGCUAAGAGGGUGUUGCGCUACUUGUGCAAUAUGUCGGGCAUGGGGCUUGUGCUUGGAGGACAGCGCGACGUUGUCCUCACUGGACACUCAGACGCUUCUUGGGCUGACGACCAGGCUACGCAGCGGUCGUCUCAGGGUUACACCUUCAGCCUUGGCUCUGGCUCUGUUUCCUGGCGUUCUACACGCUCUUCCUCUGUUCUCAGCUCCAGUUGUGAGGCUGAGAUCUACGCCACAGCCAUGGCUGCCCAGGAGCUACGCUGGCUCACCUACUUGCUGACCGACCUCGGAGAGCGGCCUCGUUCUCCUCCAGUACUGUACGUCGACAACAAGGCAGCCAUUGCCUUGUGUCAGGAGCACAGACUGGAGCACAGAACGAAGCACAUCGCUCUGCGCUACUUCCUUGCUCGAGAGCUGCAGCAGCGUGGUCAGCUUCGUCUUUCGUACGUGGCCACUCGGGCCAACACUGCUGACGUGUUCACCAAGGCGCUUCAGCCUUGUGAUCAUCAGCGUUUUUGUACUGUUCUAGGCCUUGUGCCUACUGUCCCUCACUUGCUCACUUCUUGA